Messenger RNA from Delphinapterus leucas (beluga whale), 3333 nucleotides. RefSeq names its product prostaglandin I2 receptor (gene PTGIR). Gene Ontology annotation, molecular function: prostacyclin receptor activity. NCBI's taxonomy places the organism in Eukaryota, Metazoa, Chordata, Mammalia, Artiodactyla, Monodontidae. The record is from RefSeq and is a predicted model, not a curated record. Gene Ontology annotation, cellular component: plasma membrane. Gene Ontology annotation, biological process: inflammatory response; negative regulation of smooth muscle cell proliferation; adenylate cyclase-activating G protein-coupled receptor signaling pathway.
CUAGGGGCUUGAAGAGGAAAAGACUAGACAGAGAGACAGAUGUAGGGAAGGAAAGAAAUAGGGGAAAGAGAGAGAGAGAGAGUACCAGAACCUGGGGAAGACAGAGGGGAGAGAAAUAGACAGUCGCACAAGAAUUGCGGUGGGUUGGCUGGGACCCUCCCUCCCCCCGACCUCCAACUGCAGCGAGGACCACGGGGAGGGGAGCGCGGUGGUGGGCGUCGCAGGGCCGGACCCGGCUCGGCUCCCCUCCGUCGCCACCUCUCACCCCGGGGACCCCUCCGGCCCAGGCGGCCGCCGGAGGCCGGGGAUGGCGGAUUCGUGCCAGAACCUCACGUACGUGCGGGACUCGGUGGGCCCGGCCACCAGCGCCCUGAUGUUCGUGGCGGGCGUGGUGGGCAACGGGCUGGCGCUGGGCAUCUUGGGGGCGCGGCGACGGUCACGCCCCUCGGCCUUCGCGGUGCUGGUCACCGGGCUGGCGGUCACCGACCUGCUGGGCACGUGCUUCCUGAGUCCAGCGGUGUUCGCGGCCUACGCCCGCAACAGCUCGCUGCUGGGCCUGGCCCGGGGCCGCCCGGCGCUGUGCGAUGCCUUCGCCUUCGCCAUGACCUUCUUCGGCCUGGCCUCCACGCUCAUCCUCUUCGCCAUGGCCGUGGAGCGCUGCCUGGCGCUCAGCCACCCCUACCUCUACGCCCGGCUGGACGGGCCGCGCCGCGCCCGCCUGGCGCUGCCCGCCAUCUACGCCUUCUGCGCCGUCUUCUGCUCGCUGCCCCUGCUGGGCCUGGGCCAACACCAGCAGUACUGCCCGGGCAGCUGGUGCUUCAUCCGUAUGCGCUCGGCCGAGCUGGGCGGCUGCGCAUUCUCGCUGGCCUACGCCAGCCUCGUGGCCCUGCUGGUGGCCGCCAUCUUCCUCUGCAACGGCUCGGUCACCCUCAGCCUCUGCCGCAUGUACCGCCAGCAGAGGCGCCACCACGGCUCGCUGGUCCCCAGCACCCGGGCGGGCGAAGACGAGGUUGACCACCUGAUUCUGCUGGCCCUCAUGACGGGCAUCAUGGCCGUGUGCUCCCUGCCUCUCACGAUCCACGGCUUCACCCAGGCCAUCGCCCCGGACAGCAGUGAGAUGGGGGACCUCCUCGCUUUCCGUUUCAAUGCCUUCAACCCCAUCCUGGAUCCCUGGGUCUUCAUCCUUUUCCGCAAGGCCGUCUUCCAGCGGCUCAAGCUCUGGUUCUGUUGCUUGUGCCUGAGGCCUGGCCAGGGCGACUUGCAGACGUCCCUCUCCCAGCCGGCCUCGGGGAGGAAGGGCUCAAGGGCCCCCACUUCUCUCGGGGGGAAGGAUGGGAGCUGGGUGCAUUCGUCAGCCUGGGGCGAGGGGCAGGGGGCACCCUUGCCUGUCCUACAGCCAUCCAGCAGCACCGUGGGAACACCGUCCAAAGUGGGGUCCGAGACAGCCUGCUCCCUCUGCUGACAUCUGCCCCGUGAUCUCCUGCCCUGUCUUCCGAGAGCAGCAGCCAGAAAUUCAGGGGCUUGACCGGUGGCUGCGGGUGGACAAGCCCAGAGCUGGAUCCUGGAGCCCAGCCGGCCAGAAUGUUGACCCCCUGGAUUCAGGGGGGUGAUCAGCUGCUAUUUCUCCUCCUUCGGGGUGGCCACGAUGGGCUGUGGGAGGAGGGAGAGAGGGAGAGGAAACAAUUAUCCUGGAGCAUAAAAAGAACAGUUCUCUCAAAAUAUCCAGUGGCCUGGGUGGCCUGGUCUGGCCCUCGCUUUGCCUAUCCAUCUUGCUGUCUAAAUAUUUAGAAGGCAGAAAAGUUCCCAGCAGCUUCUGUGCACUCAGGUCUGCUCUGGUUAGGGUUCUGGCUCUGAUCCUCAUUCAUGCAGGGUGCCCUGGAUGCCCACCCCAAACCCCCAGCGGACAGUCCUGCCCUCUCCCAGUCCACUCCAAGAGCCACCCUCUCUCUGCCUCAUGGGAGCCCAGGAUUCUCCGACAAGCUCCCUGCUUCCCUUUACUUCUGAUUCCCCAUCAGACUUGGGAGGCCUGGUCCCCACAGGGGAGGUGAAGAAGGGGAGACUGUUGCAUUGUGGGUGACACCACUGGACAGGUGCCUGGAAACUGCAUGGCUUGGUGAGUUGCAAGAUGUGGAUGGUGGGGCCCUGGGCUGGGGGAGAAGCUGGGGAAUGAAGCGGUGGGAGGCACGGAACCCAGGGACGGCCCAAGAACUCAGACCUAAGUCCUGUGCCUGUCCCUAUGCCCCCUCUCAGAGCCUCACUUCACCGCCUGUGUCCUGGGAACUGCCACCCAAAUGUCAUUCAUUCAUUCAUUCAUUCAUUCAACAUAGUGGGCGCUGACUCUACCAAGUGCUGGGGACACAGAGCAGUCUCGGCCCCACCCUGGAUUCCUCUGGGGUGAUUUCCAGCCUUCAAUUCCCCUUCUGAUUGCUGGGGUGUUGUCCAGCCAUCCACCCCUCCCCCCUUCUCGUUGCCAUCCCCUGCCCUCAGGUACAGAAUUCAAGGGUUUUCCAGGAGUGAACAUGAAAGGAAGUGGUGCUUCUGCUGGUGGGAGGAGGUGAAUGGGAAAGCGCCCCCCAGACUCACCCCCAGCCCUGGGUUCCCCUUUCUCACUUGGCUUCAGGGUUAAAACAAUAAAUCUGCCCCUGGGGAGGGCUGGAGGAGUAGAUGAGGCAUGAGCUUCCUAUAAAGGCAAUAGCGGCGGCCAUGGAACCCGUGCCCCCUGCAGUGGAAGCCCAGAGCCCUAACCACUGGACCACCAGGGAAGUCCCUGGUCUAUCUUUUUAGCUUCUUAGCUCAGAUCACUGUUGGGCUGAGGAGUUUGCUUUGGUUUCCUUUUGCGCAGAAUGGUGAUCAUAAUCUAAUACUUAGCUUACAAGGCCGUGCUAAGGAUUAAAUGAUUCCCCCGAAAAGCAGUUUAGCACAGGGCCUGGAGUAAAGCCCACAAUACGGGUUACCGUUACUGCCGUUGUUAUUGUUGUGGCUACUGUAGUGGUCUUUGGCAUCUGGGCAAAUGCUGUUUGAAAACAACGCUUUUCUCCAUUGCUUUGACUUCUUCCCACCAGACGUUAUGUUUCAUUUGAAGGGGUGUCUGCGAGAGUUAAAAAUAGGUCAAACAACUGCUUAAUGCAUGUGGGGUUUCCUUUUGGGGUGAUGAAAAUGUCCUGGAACUAGAUAGCGGCGGUGGUUGUACAACGUCAUGAAUGUACUAAAUGUCACUGAAUUGUACUUUUUAAGAUGGUUAAAAUGGUACAUUUUGUGUUAUGGGUAUUUUACCACAAUAAAAAAAAAUGUAAUACUGAAAAAACAAAUUGAGGAAGUUUAGAAACUGUUAUA